AUGUAUCCUUACGCCUCCCCUGUGGUUUCAGUUGGUAUGCCACUGCACCCGACGCCAUCGAUUCCCAUGAUGACACAUAUGCCCAUGGGUCCUGUCCCACACCCAGCCAUUUCUGUCGCCCCGGGCCCCCCCUUUGCAAGUAUGCCGAGGAGGCAUACGAUGGACGAUGAAAUUUUCGGCAGCAAUAACUCACGUAGCACCCGGUCUUCAGAUUUGGGACCGGCUGGAGGUCCUGGACGACGGAGCCGCCGCCAUGCGCAAAACGGCGAGAAGCAUGCUGCGGAUGGUGGUGAAAGCCAUUCGCCAAGCAGGAGCAGUAGCCGUAGGCGCCAGCGGCAAAAGAGUGACUCGGUGUCGACUCCCACGACAUCCAGACGCCAUCAUCAGAACGAGGCCCCUUACCUUGAGGACGAACAGGAGAAGCCGUCAGACUCGAGCCUGGCAGGGCUCUCGGGCUCCGGUCGUGGUAUGAACCGCGUCUAUGAGUGGAACAAGCACGUUGUGAUGGGCAGCUCGCCGAAUUCGCCGGCUGCUCCUCCAUCCUCGGUGGGAUCUUAA
Messenger RNA from Pyricularia oryzae 70-15, 558 nucleotides. RefSeq lists its product as uncharacterized. The coding region runs from base 1 to 558 and encodes 185 amino acids. The transcript has a single exon. Lineage: Eukaryota; Fungi; Ascomycota; Sordariomycetes; Magnaporthales; Pyriculariaceae. The record is from RefSeq and is a predicted model, not a curated record.